AUGGCCUCAUGUCUUGUGCAAAAUUCCGAAAACAGCCCCAACGAAAUUGUUCGCCCUGCUGCCAACUUCUCUCCUAGCUUAUGGGGUGCUCAGUUCCUCGAUUACGAAUCCGAUACUCAGGCGAAGCGAGAGCUCUUUGAGACUGUUCAAGUGCUGAAGAGCAAAGUUGAGAGCAUGCUGAAGACAGCAAGUGAGGGCAACAUUGUGGAUGCUAUCGAUCUGAUUGACACGCUGGAGCGGCUAGGCGUGUCGUACCAUUUUGAAAAGGAGAUUGAAGAGAUCGUACAACAAUUGUUUAAUCUCAAUACAAAUUAUGAGGAUGAAUCCUUUGAUUUGCAUGCAGUUGCACUUCAUUUUCGUGUGUUUAGGCAGCACGGCCACCGUAUAUCUUGUGAUAUAUUUGAUAAGUUCAAGGAUGGAGACGGUAAAUUUCACGAGGCCCUUAACAGCGACGGAAAAGGUCUGUUGAGCUUGUAUGAAGCAGCACAUCUAAGAACACAUGGGGAAGACGUGCUGGAAGAUGCUCUUGCUUUCGCAAAAUCCAACCUCAAGGCCAUGGCACCAAAUUUAAGCUCGCCCCUUAGGAAACAAGUUGUGCAUGCUCUAGUUCAACCCUUCCAUUUUGGCAAUCCAAGAAUCGAAGCACGUAAUUUCAUUUCUUGUUACGAAGAGCACGAGGCUAAGAACGAUAUCCUCCUUAGGUUUGCUAAAUUGGACUACAAUUUACUACAAAUGCUUCACAAAGAAGAGCUCCGACAAGUCUCAAGAUGGUGGAAAGAAUUAGACCUUAUUUCCAAGCUUCCAUAUGCUAGAGAUAGAGUGGUUGAGUGUUUCUUUUGGGCUAUGGGAGUCUAUCACCAACCUCAAUACUCUCGUGCUCGAAUCAUGCUCACUAAGACCAUUGCUAUGACUUCUAUUAUUGAUGACACUUAUGAUUCUUAUGCUACAAUUGAGGAGCUUGAUAUUUUUACAGAGGCCAUCGAAAGAUGGGACAUUAGCCAAAUUGAUGCACUCCCAGAGUAUUUGAAACCAUUAUAUGAAGCUCUUUUGGAACUAUACGUGCAAUUUGAGCAAGAAGUCGCAAACGAAGGAAGAUCGUAUGCCGUAUACUAUGCAAAAGAAGCACUCAAGGAACUGGUGAGGAGCUACCAUGUGGAAGCCAAGUGGUUUAUUCAGGGAUACUUGCCACCAUUUUCCGAGUACCUCGAAAAUGCUCUAAUCACAUGCACUUACUGUUAUCACACGACCACAGCCUUGCUCGGAGAAGAAUCUGCAAAAGAGGAAGACUUCAAAUGGCUAAGUCGUAAACCUAAGAUGCUUGUUGCCAGCCUCAAAGUUUGUCGCCUCAUUGACGACAUAGCUACUUAUGAGGUUGAGAAAGAAAGAGGGCAAAUCUCUACUGGGAUCGAAAGUUACAUGAAGGAAAAUGGGGUGUGCAAAGAAGUCGCGGUGGAUAAGUUUUUCGAGAUAGCUAUAGAUGCAUGGAAGGACAUGAAUGAGGAGUGUCUUAAGCCUUCUUCCCACCCAAGGAACGUUCUAAUGCAUAUUCUCAAUCUCGAGCGUAUAAUAGACGUCACAUAUAAGGGCAACGAAGACGGUUACACUCAACCGGAAAAGGUUUUGAAACCACACAUCCUCGCCUUGUUUGUGGAUCCUAUUAAAAAUUGA
This is a messenger RNA of Striga hermonthica, 1668 nucleotides long. NCBI's taxonomy places the organism in Eukaryota, Viridiplantae, Streptophyta, Magnoliopsida, Lamiales, Orobanchaceae. The record is from the annotation of a GenBank genome assembly.